AUGCCACAUACUGGCCAGGCGGGCGUAAAUCAACUCGGAGGUGUUUUCGUGAACGGUCGUCCUUUGCCAGAUUGCGUAAGAAGAAGAAUAGUCGAACUGGCCCUUCUUGGAGUUCGACCUUGUGAUAUAUCAAGACAACUUUUAGUAUCGCACGGAUGCGUGUCUAAAAUUUUAACCAGGUUUUACGAAACGGGAUCUAUUCGACCAGGUUCUAUUGGUGGUUCAAAAACAAAGCAAGUAGCAACACCAACUGUUGUAAAGAAAAUCCUACGAUUCAAGCAGGAAAAUCCCGGAAUGUUCGCUUGGGAAAUUCGAGAGCAACUCAUAUCUCAAAGAAUCUGCGAGCCACACAAUAUACCUUCAGUGAGUUCUGUAAACAGGAUUUUAAGGAACAGUGGUGUUUGGCCAGAUCCUCCAGAUAUGCUGCAUCACAGAGUCAGUCAUCCGUCAGAUUUGAACGGAGACAUAUACUCCAAGGCCAUCUCACCACCAAAUACCCCCAUACCCUACUAUCCAUCAAUAAACGAUCCCGCCUUCAUUCCCACUAACCGAUUUUCCUCCCUUCAGCGUCAACUGCACAUCGCAACAGCAUCUCCGGUAGAAAUUCCAACUGCAGCCAAUUGGUCUAAUCUUAUUGUUCCCUACCACACAGAAGCAACCAAAGAUAGCUCUACAUACAGAGACGAAGACAAAAAAGACGUGUCCAUAACCAAUACAAGUCGAAACGAACAAAAAAAGAAAAAUCCUUAUUCCAUCGAGGAAUUACUGAAGAAGCCCGUUGUGCGAUCGAAACCUUUAAAUUUUGAUUGUUCUGGUAUUCACCAGCCAUAUGGUGGAUUAGUACAUAACGAGGAAAUCAAAAAAAUUAAUUAUAGUGAUAGUGAUAGUGAUCAUGAACAAGAUGUUAAAAUUGAUGUAGUGUAG
Diabrotica balteata is the source of this 924-nucleotide messenger RNA. The record is from the annotation of a GenBank genome assembly. Lineage: Eukaryota; Metazoa; Arthropoda; Insecta; Coleoptera; Chrysomelidae.